This is a messenger RNA of Polyodon spathula (Mississippi paddlefish), 3878 nucleotides long. RefSeq names its product insulin receptor-like. The transcript has 19 exons. The record is from RefSeq and is a predicted model, not a curated record. Lineage: Eukaryota; Metazoa; Chordata; Actinopteri; Acipenseriformes; Polyodontidae. Gene Ontology annotation, cellular component: insulin receptor complex; membrane; axon. Gene Ontology annotation, molecular function: insulin receptor substrate binding; ATP binding; insulin receptor activity. Gene Ontology annotation, biological process: cell surface receptor protein tyrosine kinase signaling pathway; multicellular organism development; positive regulation of kinase activity. The annotation marks the transcript as partial.
CUUGACCUGUACCCCAUGCGAUGGGCUGUGUCCGAAGAUCUGUCAGUUUGGAGAUAAACCCAAAGUCAUCGACUCAGUCACAGCGGCACAGGAGCUCCGCGGCUGCACCGUGGUCAAUGGGAGCCUGGUCAUUAACAUGCGCGGAGGGAAUAACAUUGCCGCCGAGCUGGAAGCUAACCUGGGGCUGAUCGAGGAGAUCACUGGCUUUCUGAAGAUCCGCCGCUCCUACGCUCUCGUCUCCUUGUCUUUCUUCCGCAAACUCAAGCUGAUCCGGGGAGAGAUGCAGGAGGCUGGGAAUUUCUCCUUCUAUGCCUUGGACAAUCAGAACUUGCGUCAGUUGUGGGACUGGUCGAAACACAACCUCACCAUCGCCCAGGGCAAGCUGUUCUUCCAGUUCAACUCCAAACUGUGCCUGUCCGAGAUCUACAAGAUGGAGGAGGUGACAGGAACCAAGGGGCGGCAGGAAGGCAACGACAUCGCUGUGAAAAACAACGGAGACCAAGCCUCAUGUGAAGACAAGGUUCUGAAUAUCAUUUACAUUAAAACAAAGUCUGAUAUGAUCAUCGUCAGAUGGGAGCCGUUCUGGCCCCAGGAUUACCGGGAUCUGCUUGGGUUCAUGGUCUUCUAUAAAGAGGCACCUUAUCGCAACCUGACAGAGUUCGAUGGGCAGGACGCAUGUGGCUCCAACAGUUGGGCGAUAGAGGACGUCGAUACGCCCCCUCGUUCGGCAGACCCCAAAUUCUUACCAGGGAAGCUCCUCGUUGGGCUGAAGCCUUGGACUCAGUAUGCCAUUUUCGUCAAGACCCUCAUCUCCUCUACGGAGGAGCGGCAGGUGUACGGGGCAAAAAGCGCCAUCAUCUACGUGCGAACCGACGCCUGCGCACCAUCAGUCCCGCUGGAUCCCAUUUCCUCCUCAAACUCCUCGACCCAGAUUAUCCUGAAGUGGAAGCCGCCCUCGGAGUCGAACGGGAAUAUCACCCACUACCUGGUCUACUGGCAGCAGCAGCCAGAGGACAGCGAGCUCUACAGGUUCGAUUACUGUCAGAAAGGGCUGAAGGUGCCGUCCCGUGCUCCUACUAAGACGGACAGCGAGGAGACGCACAAGCGCAAUCAGACGGAGGACUUCGACCAAUCAGGAGGCUGCUGCACCUGCCCCAAGACUGACUCGCAACUCAAACGAGAGGCAGAGGAAUCGGCGUUCAGAAAAAAGUUUGAAAACUACCUCCACAACGUGGUGUUUGUGCCCAGAAAGUCCUCUGCAUUGAAUGACGCUAAAGAGGACAGGCCUGCCCGUCGGCGCAGGGAACUAGGUGCUGUGGCAAACAGCAGCUUCCCCGAGGAUCUCACCACACAACCCAUUGUUUCCAACACCUCCAUCGACAGCUCGUCCACGGAGAGCCCCAGCGAGGAGUACGUGAAGCUGUCGGAGAAGGUCUGGUUCAAGGAGGCUCUGGUCAUCUCCAACCUCCGGCACUUCACCGGCUACCGCAUCGAGAUCCACGCCUGCAACCACAACGCCGAGAACGUGGGCUGCAGCGUGGCUGCGUACGUCAGCGCCAGGACCAUGCCUGAGGACAAGGCUGAUGACAUCGUUGGGCCAGUGACGCACGAAGUCUUGGAGAACAACGUUGUGUUUGUCAAGUGGAUGGAACCCAAAGACCCGAAUGGGCUGAUAAUCCUGUACGAGAUUCAGUACAAGAGGCUUGGGGAGGUCGAGGAGAUGCACCAGUGUGUCUCUAGGAAGAGCUAUGCUACUGAUCAGGGAUACAAGCUGCAAGUGCUGCACUCGGGGAACUACUCCAUACGGAUCAGAGCAACCUCGCUGGCUGGGAACGGGUCAUGGACGGAGCCAGCCUACUUCUACGUUAAAGAUUUCAGGGACAACCAUUCGAACCUGGCGAAGAUAGUCAUUGGGCCGGUAAUCUGCAUCAUUCUGGUUCUCGGAGCGGCAGGGGUGGUCUUCAUGGUGGUGAAGAAGAGACAAACAGAAGGACCAACAGGACCUCUCUAUGCCUCAUCUAACCCAGAAUACCUCAGUGCUAAUGAUGUGUACGUGCCAGAUGAGUGGGAGGUUCUUCGUGAAAAGAUUACUAUCCUGCGAGAGCUGGGCCAGGGCUCCUUCGGCAUGGUGUAUGAAGGGAUUGCAAAGGACAUCGUGAAAGGAGAGCCGGAAAUGAGGGUCGCUGUGAAGACGGUUAAUGAGUCCGCCAGCCUGCGAGAACGCAUUGAGUUCCUCAACGAGGCUUCAGUCAUGAAAGCAUUCGUCUGUCAUCACGUGGUACGUCUGCUGGGCGUGGUGUCCAAAGGUCAGCCCACGCUUGUUGUGAUGGAGCUGAUGACUCAUGGAGAUCUGAAGAGUUACCUGCGCUCACUGCGGCCCGAGGCAGAGAAUAACCCGGGCAGCCCUCCGCCUACACUGAAAGAGAUGAUCCAGAUGGCAGCGGAGAUAGCUGAUGGCAUGGCAUACCUCAACGCAAAGAAGUUUGUUCACAGAGACCUGGCAGCAAGGAACUGUAUGGUGGGAGAGGACUUCACUGUUAAAAUAGGAGAUUUUGGAAUGACGAGAGACAUCUACGAAACCGAUUACUACCGGAAAGGAGGCAAAGGGCUUCUGCCAGUGAGAUGGAUGGCUCCAGAGUCCUUGAAAGACGGAGUCUUCACAGCACAUUCAGAUUGCUGGUCUUUUGGAGUGGUGCUGUGGGAGAUCAGCACGUUGGCAGAGCAGCCGUAUCAGGGUCUGUCUAACGAACAGGUAUUGAAAUUCGUCAUGGACGGGGGAUAUCUGGACCGCCCAGACAACUGUGCAGAGAGGCUGCACAACCUGAUGCAGAUGUGCUGGCAGUACAACCCCAAGAUGCGGCCCACCUUCCUGGAGAUCAUGGAGAUGCUGAAGGACGACCUCCACCCCAGUUUCCAGGAGCUGUCCUUCUUCUACAGUGAGGAGAACAAACCUCCGGAGACAGAGGAGUUCGACAUGGACUUUGAAAACAUGGAGAACAUUCCCCUGGACCCAGCCUCCUACUCCGAGAGAGAGAAUAGCUUGGGAAGGGACAACGGGCUGAGGGGGAACUAUGAGGAGCACGUGCCCUACACGCAUAUGAACGGGGGCAAGAAAAACGGCCGUAUCUUAUCAUUACCCAGGUCCAGCCCAUCCUAACAUUUCCUGUUCACAUCUUUGUAUUUUUGUUUUUUUUAAGGCCCUACAACAGAUCUCAGGACUUUUUACUUGGCUGCCACAGUGUGAGACACAGGAUGCAACGUUUGUAUUCAUAAUAUUUUUUAAUUAUCAUCCUUUUGUUUUUGUUUUGUUAUUGCCAAGUUUUCCGACUGGUCAGUGGAAUUAACUGUGAGAACCCGUUAUCAAAAGGCUGCUAAAAAAAAAACGCCGAAGAGCUCGCGCCAUCCCACCACCGACCUCCUUAUAGUAAAUCCAAUGGUUUUAAGAGGUUUUAAGUGACCUUGAUCUCUGUGGCCUGAACACAACAAUUUAUUAUUUUCCUUAAAACAAACAGUUUCACUGAUUUACACGAGACAGCGGUAUAGACAGUAUCUCAUGGAACAAAACUCAUCUACUCAAAAAAGGAAAAAGGGUUUUUUUUUUCUGCAGAAUUCCAAACUUCACAUAGAUCUCUUUUGAUUGUUGUUUUUAUUUUGUUUACUUGCGUUACCGGCUGAAGGAUUAUUAUUAUUAUUAUUAUUAUUAUUAUUAUUAUUAUUAUUAUUAUUAUUUUAAAGUGGAUGGAAAUAAUUCCUCAGAUUGACCAAUAGCUGCUGCUUUGACAUUUUGUGGGUAUACAGUAGAUGAUCAUUAUAUAAAUUGGUUUUGUUUUUUUUUUGUACAUAAUUUGAUGUGUUAAUGUUUUUACCACAGAGGCUUU